Molecule: messenger RNA, 1274 nt
Organism: Seminavis robusta
Lineage: Eukaryota; Bacillariophyta; Bacillariophyceae; Naviculales; Naviculaceae
Source: the annotation of a GenBank genome assembly
GUGAGAUGGAUCCAGAUAUCUUUUCGAUUUGUUUUUUGUUUUGGCCCUCAACUGCCCUGGCCAUUUGCUAGCUAGGGCCAGAUUGCGAGGCAGGAACGAUCCCAUUGCUCGGUAUUAGUGUAAUAAGAGCAAGAGAAGUAAGACAGGCCAAGAUGCUGAAAACAGCGGAGAACUCACUGUUGCUGGGGGUAUUUGUGUUGGCAUGUUUCUAUGAUAAUGGAAUCUUUGCAUUCUACCCGUCACUUUCGACAAUCAGCCCUGGAUACUCGCCUCCACUGCAUCAAUCACGCUCGACGUGCCACGCUGCUACCGGAAGUGACGAGACAUAUGCAUCAUCAGAUCCCAGUACUACCAGAUCUCAGUUUCUUCAGUCCACAAUUGCCUUGCUGCUGGCAUCGAGCCCUGCCCAUGCUUUUGAUGGAGGGGUUGGCGGAUUGGGGAAAACCAAACCAGAGACGGGUGUGGUACUCUUCUCGGAUCUUUCGGCACCGGUGCAGAAUGCGGCUGGUAUUGUUUCGGCCGAAUUGAACAUUCAAAAUCAACCCGUUCUGGUGACCUUUCAAACACCCUGGCCAUUAUUGCCCACCACAGGAGGCUUGGAAGCCAGAGAUUUGCAACAAGCAGAGUCCGCCUUUGUACAAGUCGUCACGGAAAAUGUUCCCAAAGAGAAUCCUCUCACAAAACAGUCCAUGAAGAAACUUCUCAUGACGUCCGUCUUUAAUCAACAGGGAAAGUUCUCGGCGUAUGGCCAGCCAAUCGACAUCAAAGUCAAAGGAACGGAUGACGCUGCUGUCUUUGCUGUCUCUUUCACGACCUUCACUCCUGGAAUGAGGGAGAGCGAGAGGCAAACUCUCAUCAAGUAUUCCUCCGUGGGAAGCGCAAUUGUCCUCCUCAUCACAGGGACCACGUCGAUACGGUAUAGAAAACAGGAACCAGUGUUUCAGGCAGUUGCCAAGUCCUUCACUGCUGUGGCAGCUCCGUCUUCAAAAAUGCGAUAGCUACAACAAUAAUACUUCUACCGGUACCGAAGAGGAAGUUUGGCGUCAGAGGAUAGGAUCCCCUGUACCGGUAUAUGUACCGGUAUCAAACCAUCUACAAUCAACGUACGUGUACAUUACAUGUACCGGUACCGUACCAGCAGGUGUGUCUGCUGCUAAGAGGGAGGAGUGGAAGUGUUGUGAUUGCAGCUACCGGCACUACCAAAAGGUACCGGUACCUUUUGCAAUCCAGCAGUGAGAGAUACCAGUCACUAACGCUAAAAUCGUAUGGUUUAC